Molecule: messenger RNA, 414 nt
Organism: Drosophila subobscura
Lineage: Eukaryota; Metazoa; Arthropoda; Insecta; Diptera; Drosophilidae
Product: vasotab
Exons: 2
Coding region: 32-307 (91 amino acids)
Molecular function (GO): protein binding
Source: RefSeq, a predicted model, not a curated record
CAGUUAUCAAACAGAAUAUCUCCCCGACAUUAUGGCAAUGUGGUCGCUUUUUCUGCUCCUUGGACUGCUCCUAGUCUGUACUUUUAUGGAAGCCCAAUCAGAGGAUCCAUGUCGCAAAGUCUGUCCAAAAAUCUACAGUCCAGUGUGCGGAGAGACCCGCAAAAAUGGUCAAUUGGUGCGCUGCAAGUUCAGCAAUAGCUGCCUCAUGGGUGUCAGUGGUUGUGUCAAUCGUUUGACGUGGUGUGGCACGGACUUGAGCAAAUGCAAACAGACUUCAAACGUGUGCAAUAGCUUGGGAGGAUCUUAAGAACUUUACAUAACCCAGCCCCUACACUGACGUGUGUUUGAUCUGCAAAUAUUGUCGUCUUUUUUGGAAAAAUAAAAGAUAUUUUUUUUCGUGCCAAAAUAAUAAAG